Messenger RNA from Parathielavia appendiculata, 183 nucleotides. RefSeq lists its product as uncharacterized. NCBI's taxonomy places the organism in Eukaryota, Fungi, Ascomycota, Sordariomycetes, Sordariales, Chaetomiaceae. The record is from RefSeq and is a predicted model, not a curated record. The annotation marks the transcript as partial. The transcript has a single exon.
UUUGGAGGCCACAUUUUGCUCCUGGAAAUCAGGCGCUGCUGCUAUAAUUGUCUCCGAAAUACUUCCGGGUUGCGGGUGGUUGGCAUCGCCAAUUUCGCCAAUUACACCGGCCUUCCUCAAGCAUGGCUAUGCGAACACCUUCCCGAUGUGCAUGCCAUCCCAGGGACCUACUCCGAGCCACAA